Messenger RNA from Meloidogyne enterolobii, 789 nucleotides. The record is from the annotation of a GenBank genome assembly. NCBI's taxonomy places the organism in Eukaryota, Metazoa, Nematoda, Chromadorea, Rhabditida, Meloidogynidae.
GUGUACAACCCCUACUUUCCAAAAUCUCUAAAAUUCUGUCUUUUCUCAAAAGUUCGUGCUAAAUUUAAAUUUUUAACUGAUCCAGAACCACUUACCGGCCCAUUUCUAAUCGCAAUUUACUCAAUGGCUUCCCCAAUUUUUCAUUUUUUCAAAAUUUUCUAUUUUUCAGGAAUGUAAAUGUAACGUCCUUGAUGGAAUUAUCAGCCCCGUUUCUGACCAUUUCAAAUCAAAAAAGCCUUCUCUAGCCCCAUCAAUACAUCGUUUACGUAUGUCCCAAUUGGCUACAAGUUCUAGUGAUUGGAUUAGAGCAGAUGGCUGGGAAUGUCAAAGGAAAGAAGGGUGGACACGAACAUUGGAAGUUCUUAAAUAUCAUAAUAUGCAGAUGCUUAACAGAUAUUCAAAUCUCCAAAAACUUCGUUUAAUUCUUCUCUGUGGAGCUGAUUUAGUCGAUUCUUUCACUCGUAAAGACCCAACAAGUUCAACUGGAAGGCUUUGGAGUAUCGAACAUUUAAAACAAAUUUUAACUCAAUAUGGCCUCAUAAUUAUUGAAAGGCGUGGGGCAACAGCGAGCAAAACAUUAAAAUCUGAAGAUUUGGAAUUUUUACAUUCUCUUUUGGAUAAUGUGGCUAUAAUUGAAGAAGACACUUUUCCUAAUGAAAUUAGCAGUACAAAAUUGAGGAUAGCUGUACGGGCUGGACGGUUUGGAUUUUUUCUUUUUUUGGUUCUUUCUUGGCGGAGAAUGGGGCUCUUUUUCUAAAUUAUGCAAACAAUGACCGCAAAUUUUUUGUG